Molecule: messenger RNA, 1983 nt
Organism: Mus caroli (Ryukyu mouse)
Lineage: Eukaryota; Metazoa; Chordata; Mammalia; Rodentia; Muridae
Source: RefSeq, a predicted model, not a curated record
CAGGAAAGUUAGACUCUAAGGCCUUGCUGCUUCUCAUUCCAUGAGCUGGGGAGAGACAGUGUGGAAGUCAAACCAUGUCUUUCUUGAGAGCAGGCGCUGCUGGGGCUCCCUGAAUGGCGGCUAGGUGCCAAGAGGAAGCUCCACUUUGGAAGAUGUUGGUCCCAGGGCAUUGGGAUGGGUUGAGGCCAGCCAUGCCCAGCCUGCUGCUGGUGGUCGUGGCAGCUCUGCUCUCCAGCUGGGCACAGCUGCUGACUGACGCCAACUCCUGGUGGUCACUAGCUCUGAACCCGGUGCAGAGACCGGAGAUGUUCAUCAUUGGCGCUCAGCCNGUGUGCAGUCAACUUCCUGGGCUUUCCCCAGGCCAGAGAAAGCUGUGUCAGUUGUAUCAGGAGCACAUGUCCUACAUCGGGGAGGGAGCCAAGACGGGCAUCAGAGAGUGCCAGCACCAGUUUCGACAGAGGCGCUGGAACUGCAGCACCGUGGACAACACAUCUGUCUUUGGCAGAGUUAUGCAGAUAGGUAAGAGGCCUCUGGACCUGUGUCCUCCUGCCUGGUGCAUCGAUAGAUAUGUGAGGACCCGAUUUGAUCUCCAGCACCCACACAAAAGGCAUGAAGACCUAAAUUCAGUCCCCAGCACUCACGCCGUCUAUAAGAUGGCUGAUGUCGCCUGCAAAUGUCACGGAGUCUCCGGGUCCUGCAGCCUCAAGACCUGCUGGCUUCAGCUGGCCGAGUUCCGCAAGGUGGGGGACCGUUUGAAGGAGAAGUACGACAGCGCCGCGGCCAUGCGCAUCACCCGCCAGGGCAAGCUNGAGCUGGCCAACAGCCGCUUCAACCAGCCCACCCCAGAGGACCUGGUCUACGUGGACCCCAGUCCUGACUACUGCCUGCGUAAUGAGACCACAGGCUCCCUGGGCACCCAGGGUCGCCUCUGCAACAAGACCUCAGAGGGCAUGGACGGCUGCGAGCUCAUGUGCUGUGGCCGCGGCUAUGACCGCUUCAAGAGCNUCCAGGUGGAACGCUGCCACUGCAGGUUUCACUGGUGUUGCUUUGUCAGAUGCAAAAAAUGCACCGAGGUUGUGGACCAGUAUGUCUGUAAGUGACUGCACCACACGGGCCUUCAGGCCGCUCCUCUCCGCCUCACAAAAGUCUAUAUUAUAUAAAUCUAUCUAAAUAUAUUUUAUAUUUGUACAAAUGGAUGGAUGGAUGAUAAAUAAUCAAGAGAAGAAAGUGGAGAGGAAGAGCUUAGGAGAUGCUGGCCCUCUGUGAGGACUGGACUUUGCUGGAAAUCCACAACCAGUGGGAGAGAAANGGGCUUUUCCCCAUUUUCUGGCCAGGACUUUUGGGACGUGGGCUUGAGAGUGUCUGUGCGCCAUAGCCUCCAGGAGACAGGUGGGUGGGGAUUAGAUGAAGGAAAUGGGCCUAUUCCAUAUCUACAGUCCUGUGGGGAAGAUGAGUGUCUGUGACCCUGGCCAGGAGACCCAGAGGCCCCGUGGAAAGACCUGAUAACCGGGAUGGUAGCCUAGGUCUUCCUGAAAAUGGAGCUGGCUUUGGGAAGGGGCUCUGUACUUCCUUCUUUUCUCAUCUGAGUACACACUGCAGGAAAGUCUCCUGCCCCAAUAUGGGGGAGUGGUCUCAAGUCACUCCGACUGGUGACCGUAAGAGAUCUGGGCCUCCCUGGACCCUGGCUCUCUCUGGACCCUGACUCUGCCUUCCAAUGAGAAUGUCACCAGCUCCUGCCUCAAGCUCCUGUGCCAAGAGAAAGAUGGUUCCNUCACCUGCUACAGCCAGGAAGACGUGGAGCAAACCUGGGUUUUGACUGGGGACCAAGUGCCUGUUGCACAGGACAGGAAUCUGCUGUCACUCUGUCAAGGGAGGCUUUGAGAAUGACAGGGCAUGCUAGCAGGUCAGGUCAACUGCCUGUGAGACUGUCAUCUCUGCCCACAUGUACAGCGUCCCUCUGACAUUAAAUAUCUUUUUACUGAG